UCUCUAUAUACAUAUAUGACGUUAAUUCCAAAGUGUAAAGUGUAAACAAAGAGAUUAGAAGACUAGAGAGAAGAUGGGCAUGGCAACGAAGUCAGUUUCUACCUUCGCCGUUUUUUUCAUCUUCUUUUUGGUUGUCUUUGAAGUGCCAGAGAUAUACGCGCAAGAUAGCAAGUGUCUGAAAGAAUACGGCGGUAACGUGGGUUUCAGCUAUUGCGCACCUUUGAUAUUUCCAUCCUUCUGUUAUCGAAACUGUCGUAAGAACAAGGCCGCGAAGGGAGGAAGAUGUCGUUCAGGGGGUCCAGGAGCUGGUGGUAUGAAAUGUUUAUGCGACUACUGCAGCGACAAACCUUAAACCAGAUCGUUAUAGUACACGCUUUGGCCGCAAACGCAAAAGCAGCUACUCUAUAUUUUAAUCUUGCAUGUCCACUGCGUGUCCACUAUGUGUCAUGAUUUGUGUAAUACUAAAAGUUAAUGGUUGGUUGUCCACUGAGUAACAAUAUAUAGUAAUGGAUAAGUGAAAUGUAAAAUAAAUAAUCGUACGACUUUGUUUAAGUAAUUAUAAUAUGGCUAGAUGAUAAGUGCGGCUCGGCCUCCGGCUCCGUAAUUCUGAUUUGCCAAGACUCAUAAGUGGAUAAUUUUGGUUUCA
Messenger RNA from Capsella rubella, 646 nucleotides. RefSeq names its product defensin-like protein 193. Gene Ontology annotation, biological process: defense response. Gene Ontology annotation, cellular component: extracellular region. NCBI's taxonomy places the organism in Eukaryota, Viridiplantae, Streptophyta, Magnoliopsida, Brassicales, Brassicaceae. Gene Ontology annotation, molecular function: sodium channel inhibitor activity. The record is from RefSeq and is a predicted model, not a curated record. The transcript has 2 exons. The coding region runs from base 74 to 352 and encodes 92 amino acids.